This is a messenger RNA of Pelobates fuscus (common spadefoot toad), 503 nucleotides long. RefSeq names its product cystatin-A1-like. Gene Ontology annotation, molecular function: cysteine-type endopeptidase inhibitor activity. Gene Ontology annotation, cellular component: cytosol. Lineage: Eukaryota; Metazoa; Chordata; Amphibia; Anura; Pelobatidae. The transcript has 3 exons. The record is from RefSeq and is a predicted model, not a curated record. Bases 36 to 344 code for a protein of 102 amino acids.
CGGUGACAGGUAGAGCAGGUCUUACUGAUAUCAUCAUGGCAGUGUGCGGGGGACUCGGGGGACUCGGCGAGCUCCACUCAGCCACUGCUGAGGUCCAGAAGAUCUGUAACGAGGUCAAGAAAGACGUUGAAGGUAAACUCAAAGCACAUUUUGCAGUAUUUAAGGUCAUCAGUUUCAGGAAGCAAACCGUUCGUGGAUAUAAUUAUUUCGUUAAGAUUCAUGUCGGAGGCUCCAAAUACAUACACGUACGGAUCUUUGUUGCCUUACCUGAUGAGAACAAAGGGCCAGAGGUCCAAAGCAUUCAAAACGACAAAGGCAAAGAUGACGAGAUUGAACGUUUCUGAGCGGGAAGUGGAAGCAUCGAAUGAGAGGCAGAGCAUGGGCCGCAACACCGUACAUCACGCUCCUUCCCAUAACACGCCAGAUUAAGCAAAGAUCUUUUUACACUGAUAUGUUUGUACACCACUUAAUUUUUUUUUUUUUUAUUAAAUGGUCACUCUUUG